Pocillopora meandrina is the source of this 5517-nucleotide messenger RNA. The record is from the annotation of a GenBank genome assembly. Lineage: Eukaryota; Metazoa; Cnidaria; Anthozoa; Scleractinia; Pocilloporidae.
AGCGGUCAGGAACUUGGUGGGCUGUUUCGUUCAUGGCUGACUCGGAUGACGAGCGAAGAAAGGUAAACUAGGGAGAUGUUUGCGGCUUUUACCAUUAUGUAGUUAUGCUUUACAGUAUAAAACUUACUUCUUGUUAUUUUUAUGUUAAAUUAAGAAAUUUUGGUCGAGUUAUGGCUCCUAUAAAUGUGGAGAUCUUUCAAAUAAUGCCAAACGUACAGCUUAGUCGCUAUCAGAUUACGUUGUCCUUGGAUACGAACAAAUCCCAAUUAAAUUUUAUCCGAAUAGUUUUAUUUUGGACACUGGUUUUGUAAUCUUUAUAUUUCCUCGAAGUGAGAUGAAAUUUUUGCAUCUUCCUGUAAGAUGACGAGGAAAACUUUUGGCCCUUGUCAGUUAGAUUUUAUCUCAAACUAAUCACAUUUAAAGCGCAUCUUUGAGUUAUAAAUAACCGUAUUCGGCACAGUUAAUUCUGGAUUUCUUUGAUGUUUGUGUCGCAAGCUCUGAUAAAAACACAAAUAGGGGAAUCAUGGGUUACCCAAAAUGAAAUGUAGACACCAUAUUUACCAUUACGUUUUGCACAUGACUAUGCAGUCUUUUGAAGAAAGUAAAUGAUUUGCAGCUUGUCGUGAAUCAACCGUAUGAUGAAGCUCUUGAAGUAAACGACGACGAAGAAGUAGCCAGUACAUUUACUCCAAGUCCUAGACCCGCAGGGGGUAAAUCUGGUGGAUAUAAUCCAGGUGAGAAAAAUCAUAACAUUUAAAAAGCUAUUUGUUAUAAAUUGCCUGUCAAAGAGAGAUUUGCAAGCAGAGCACACAGAGCAUAGCAUCAACAAGAAUUUGGUUAUCCUGAAGCUGAGAAAUUUGGUUGACACAAGUUAUGAUUUUAAAAAAAAUGCUGAUGAUCAAAAAUCAUUUGACAAGAUCAAAGGUUUUACAGUCAGCCAUUUUAAGACAUCUUCCUUUCCAGUGGAGAAUAAUCCUCAGUGAUGUGAAUAAAAUUUUGAAUGCACUUCACAGUACAAGCCUUAUCCAGCAGGACUCUAGUUGUUACUAUUCCUUGCUCUGCACAAAAAAGUUUAAUAUUUUACUUUGAAAUCUAUGUAUUAAAGCCAAAAGUAGGUUUAUCUUAUAAAAAUAUUAACUUUGUUUACAGGAAUUGGAUCCAUCUCAAUGACUGACCAGAGUGAUGAUGAGUUUGACCAUGAUGACCUAGUUGAAAGGAAGGUUGGUAUAGAGAGAUGUCAAGUGAUAGCCCUCGCAUUAAGACAAUUUAAGAUUGGUUGUUUAGUAGUGUUGAUAAAAUUAAGUGUAUUAUUGAUUUAUACAAUUAAUCAAUGAUGCAUAUUUCUUAGUUUGCAAUGAAAUAUACAUUUAAUAGUUGAUCAAGAUGCCUUUCUUUCCAGGAGCCUCCAGCAGGAGGAUAUUCCCGGCCACAAGAGGCUUUACAGGGGGUUAAGGAGAGACCUGGGAGACCAACUGGCCAGGAAAUACCUACUCAACAAAAUGAAGAUGAUGAUGAUGAUGAAGGUGAUGACCAGAGUGAUAGCUCUGAGGAGGAUGAUGAUGAGGAAGAUGCACAUGGAACUGCACUGGAGGGGUAUGACAAUAUAUUUUACAAAAAUCAAGAUGAUGAAUUUUAUUAGCAGCGUAAAAGCUGUUUUCAGAAAGGAAUGUACUCUCCAGGUGUACUUUUUUUUUAGAGUUUUAAGCCAGUUUCCUUCUUCUCUCAAAAAGAGUAGGUGUGAACUCUUGACACUGGUAUGUAAGAUCUUCUAAAAAUCAGAUCAGUUAUAACCCAAUUAAAAUCUAAUCAAAGAGUUAUCAGCCAUAUUACUACUGAUAAUUCUUGGUGUGAUGGCUUUUUUUUUUAUCCUUUCAGGGCCUAUGACCCAGCUGAUUAUGAACAUCUACCUGUGAGUCAGGAAAUCAAGGAACUUUUUCACUAUAUCACUCGGUAUGUUCUGGUGAAGGAUACCAUGCCAGGCUUUUGUCUUCAGUUGUUUGAACAUGAUGGUCUAUCAUAUUUUAGUGUCUCAGUUGGUAAAGAAGAACUGAAUUAAUCUUUUUAGCACUGGAGAUAUCAUCAUUAUUAAUAAAUAAUGAUUAUAAUUAUGCUAAAAACAUUCUAAAAAUUAUUGCAAUUAAAGUAUUACAUGGCUCCUUUGUGACUGUGUUUCAAAUUCCUUUUGUUUACAUAGGUAUACUCCACAAUCAAUUGAUUUGGAACAUAAAUUGAAGCCAUUCAAUCCUGAUUUUAUUCCUGCUGUUGGAGACAUUGAUGCAUUCCUGAAGGUUAGAAAACCAGGAUUGAGAUCACUGCUAUAUGAUAUUGUCGCUAGUUCAAAGAGUCAUUAUGGAAAAGUGUAGGAUAACACUCUGCUUGUUUGAACUCAAAUGUAAAAUUCAGAAUUGUAUCCUUAUAUUCAGUAAAAAAUCUUGAUUGCAAUUUGUUUUUUAAAAGGAAUUAUUGAAAGAAGAAUGUUAUAUAAACUAAGGUAACAGAGUUUUUCCAUGGAGGUAACCUAUCCAAAAAAGGAAGAACCAAUACCUGAUGAAAAUGUAAGUUCUCUGUGCUCUGUGAGUAACUUAUUUAAUGCUCUUUACACAAAUUGUGCAGGUUACACGACCAGAUGGUAAACCAGAGACUUUAGGAUUGGUGGUUCUUGAUGAACCAAUGGCUAAUCAAUCUGACCCAACAGGUAUAAUAAACUAGUGAUUAUCCUAAUAGUGAUAGCUAGUUAAUGAUAAUUAAUAAUGGUAACCUUUGAUGAUUCUCAACACUGCAAUGUCAGCUUGUAAUUGUCAGCUCUUUCAAUUUCAGUGCUGGAUCUUCAAUUAAGAACUAUUUCCAAACAAACCAAUCUAAAAGCCAUGGUAAGUAAAAUGUAUUUGGCACUGCUGGGUCCAUUCUUGAUUUGACAGUAUUUUGCAAUAUUUUAGAUUUAAAUGUGCUGUAUUACAUUAUUUUGGUUAUAACAGUUAAGGACAUUGCUUGUCUUUUGAUAAACCUUUUAACUCCCACUAGUGACUAAGACAUAGCUUCUCCUUACAAUAUCAACUCAAUAUAAAGUAGACUAGUGAUAAAGAUGAAGAAAAAUGGUAAGUUAGGGGAUUAUUAGUUGAUCUAAUACCAAAUUAACCUAUUCUAAAAUAUGGCAGACACUAGUGAGAAUUACUAAAUUAAUUAAGAUCAGGGAGUGAAAGGGUGAAUGUAACACAAUCAUUUUGAAUUUGAUACCCUCUCAUUUUACCACUUUUCAUUAUCACUUUACUCUUUGUAAGAGAAAAGUAAUUAAGAGAGAAGCUGUCAAGAUCAUGAUACUUUGACUUCUUUUUUUGCAAAAUGCAUGAUUAGCUCUAACCUAGUGGAUGGUACAGAAUUUUUGUUUGAUGUAAGAACAUGUGAAAGGCAGGAAUAAGCAAGGAUGGAGAAGAUAAAAUGGAUUGCAAAUGAUGAACAAAUUCGAAAAAUUUAUCCUAAUUAUUUGAGAUACAGAAACUAUGGUGUAAAUGAUGUUGUUUUAAAUUGAGGAAGUAGUCAUAACAUUUCAGCUCUCCAAAGGCUUGAAUCCCAAGAGUCCGUUACUACAUUAUAUUACAAUUAUUUCAUUCCUUGUUUGUCCAGACUGUACGCAGCAUUGAAGAUCCAGAAAAGAAUCCUAAAGCUGUUGAUAACUGGAUUGAUAGUAUCAGGUAAGAAUGCCUGUUUAUCUCUUUGAAUCCUUUCCAUGCACAUCUGCUGCUAUAUGAUUUUUGGACUGUGCUUCUGUUGUUUGUAGUUUGUUUGUGUGGUAGUGUUCUGUGACUCCUUGCAGCCUCUCAUUCAAGAAAUAUGUAGUGCUUCAAUCUUCACAAUUUUGGGUGUUGUAAAUGUCCUUAUGCUGUUUUUAGAUGUAUGCUAGUUACUGUAAACAUUUAAAGAGGAUGAUGUUGAUUCAAGGUGAUGAUUUUAACAAUUUUGGAUGUUUCUUUGACAGGGAAUUGCAUCGUCAAAAACCAGCUCCAACGGUUCAUUACCAAAGGUAAGGUGGUAAACUGGUUGUGAGGGAGCACUGCAGUGUAAUCCAUUUUCAAUGAUUGUAAUUGACUUUUAUCUGAAGUUAUUUGACAGAGGUAUUUGGUUUUAGAAAGGCAAGCUGGUCAGUAUAGGGAUAACUUUCAGUGGUCAUUUAAAAUAUUCUGUUUUCAUGAACUUAGGAAUAUGCCUGAUAUUGAAUCUCUUAUGCAAGAGUGGCCACCAGAAUUUGAAGACCUUCUGAACCAGGUAAACUUAAAAUUUAAUAGAAUUUAUUGAAUUCAUUGGUUAGGAGUCCUUAAAAUUUUUGUAAUAUGUGUAAUAUUAAGUGAGAUUCAACACUUUCUGGUCAUACACACAAUUUUACUCAGACUGUCCUUCUGUCAACAGGUUGGUCUUCCAACAGCUGAUUUGGAUGUGGAAUUGCAUCAAUAUGUUGAUCUUAUUUGUGGUAAGUUGUUGAAUUUUGUUUCCCAAUGCUUGUUGUAAAGCCAGGACAUAGUAGUUACUGUUAUGGCUACAGAAUGUGUUAAAUUCCAUAGCACUGCAGAUUUUCUGUCUUAGCGUUCUGAUUAUAAUUACAUCUUAAUUUUCUUUACUUGUGUUUCUGAUAGGAAUCCUUGACAUACCAGUGCACAAUAACAGGAUUCAUGCCAUGCAUGUACUGUUUACAUUAUUCUCAGAGUUCAAGAACUCACAGGUGCGUCACUAGACAGAUUGUUAAACUUUACUCUUGAAUGCAUAAUUUUGCAUGAAAACAGUUCUAGUAAAACAAGAAGUCUGCUUUUGGUGAAUCUCACUGUGCUGGCUCAAAAAAUUGGGAAACCAGCAUAUAGAUUUCCUAAUGACCCUUUGACCCCAGCAGGUGACUAUCAUCUAAUUUCUCUGAAUCACACAUUUAGGUCACAGGAAUAAAGGAAAUGAUGAUCAUCAAAUGAAGAAGGUCUUGAUUGUUAAACAAAUUCCCCUAAUCAGCGCCUUAAGAAAAAUAUGGAGAACAAUAUGGAGAAUAUGCAUACUGAUGUUUGGUUGCAAGGGGUUUAGAGAUAAUCAAAAUGAGAGCAGGGGUAAAAAGAGGAUGAUGCCUGCCAUGAUAUGAUAAUAGUGAUAAAAAAGAAUGUAGAUGGAUGGGGUGUUUAUAAAUCCUUUCUUUGAACCCUUGAAAAGUCUACUCUACUUGCCAGGGGAAGACAAGUUAGUCUCCAUCUCUUUGCACCUCAAAUUAAAUCUUCUGUGAGCAAAAAAUUAUUUCAUUUGAUGGUAAUAAAACUUAUCAGCAAUCCUUUUCCCUUUUUGCAACCCCCCCCCAUCCCCACCCCCAAUCAUUUUUUCAUCCUCUGUUUUUUUUCUUGCACAUAACAGCAUUUCCAUCAAUUGGCCAAAGACAACCAGAUGGCUAAUGAGAUGAAAGUGGACAAUGGUGAUGGCAUUGGAGGAAUGACUGCUGCAGCAGAACACUUGACUCUGGAAGGAGGAGAUACUCAAACCUUGAGCCUUGAUUACUAG